GUGAAGUGUGACUUCAGGUCUGUUGACAAGGAGUCAGACUGGGAGGUUUGGCUGGCGAAUAAGGAGAAGCAGGCUAGGACGAACCUGCUGCUCUACAUGGCGUGGAGGUACUUGUCUAUGCAGAACAGUGGCAAAGCUGUGAAAUUGACAAUGCUGUUUUGCAUUGAAUGCGCCAAGGAUCCAAAGGUGGUCAACUGCCUGUUCAGCAGAACCAAGUUCUAUGGUGUCCAAGAUCAAUUGAAGCUCUCAAAUGAUUGCAUGGCUGCCAUUGAGAAGGAGCCUGUUUGGGUGUACCUUGUCAAUGAGGACAUGUACCUCAAGGUCAAAGAGAAGUUUGAGCAACUUGUGGAGCCAGUGCCUGGCUAUGAAGAGGAGGAGGUGCCUGGCACCCAACCAACCUACAUCAACUUGGAUGAGGAGCCCUCACAACUGUUCCAAGCCUCACCUGACAUCCUUGCCUCCCAAAUGGAUAUUGAUGAGGAUGACAUUGGUGAGAAGGAGAAGGAGAGGAAGAAGAAGAAGAAGAGGAAGCACAUCCCAGAGAGUGAGGAUGAGGAAGGUGGCAAAGAGGCUGAGGCAACACCCAAGACAGCUACCAAGCAUGCAGCCAAGGGCAAGGUGAAAGACAACCAAGUACCUAGCAACAAGGACAAGGAGGAAGGUAGUGAGGAGGAAUUCCCUGAUGUUGAAGAGAUGAAGCCAGUGAAGAAGGCCAAAGCACCAGCCACACAUCUCGCCAAGUGCACCAAGGUGACAACCUCCCAACCACCCAAGGUGUGA
This is a messenger RNA of Acanthamoeba castellanii str. Neff, 780 nucleotides long. RefSeq lists its product as uncharacterized. The transcript has 4 exons. The record is from RefSeq and is a predicted model, not a curated record. NCBI's taxonomy places the organism in Eukaryota, Discosea, Longamoebia, Acanthamoebidae. The annotation marks the transcript as partial.